Polyodon spathula (Mississippi paddlefish) is the source of this 3363-nucleotide messenger RNA. RefSeq lists its product as uncharacterized. Bases 1247 to 2116 code for a protein of 289 amino acids. NCBI's taxonomy places the organism in Eukaryota, Metazoa, Chordata, Actinopteri, Acipenseriformes, Polyodontidae. The transcript is spliced from 3 exons. The record is from RefSeq and is a predicted model, not a curated record.
CAGUGUUUGUCAUAUCUAGUGAAUUUUAUCCAAAUGUAAGUGAUAUGUUUCUUUUGAUACUUAAAUAUAAGUGAUCAGUUUCUUUUGAUGCUCAGUAUACUUGCAACAAGAGGGCAUACACCCAUCUGCUGAAAUCUAAUACUUCUGUCAGAUAAGCCCGAUAGCUGCUUAUUUAUAUGUCUCAAAUGUGACAUACCAAGAGUGACGGUGGUGAGUCAGAACAUUUCUUUGGGCGCAUAAUGUGUUUCUGGACCUGUAUCUGAUUUUGCAUUAAUUGGCGUGUCUUGUUUGAGCGUUGUAGCACUGUUCAGUGAAGAUGAUGUAGUGUGCAAGGUGGACUAAUAACAAACCAGAUAGCUGCCUCAUUUAUUUCCCUUAUAAAGGUCACAAUCAGGAAUGGAACCAUGUGAAUAAGGAUGAAUUCAAAACCGUGACUGUUGUGAAUUACGAGAAGAGCAGUCGCUUUCUAGCAAAAAGUUGUUCCUAUCCUUAAAAACGUAAUUGGGAAAGUAAUUGUUUAGAAUAAUUAGAUUGAGAUAUAUGGGUCCAUUGUCUUUUUUGUGCCGUGUUUUUACACUUGGAUGACAAAUUACGCUGUCGUGGAUCCUCUACCCCCUGUGUUUUUUCAAUAACAGUUUCUUCAAGGCUUUAUAGAUUGCAAAGAGACCGUUGAAGGGCAUCCACUAACUAAUGUCUCUCACUAACUAACUAAUGGGGCUUGUGUUUUGUUGAUCAAGAAUGAGUUAUUGUUUACAAUGUUGUAAACCAUUGCAGUUCUCGGUUUUCACCCAGUGCAGUGCCAUGAUAAGGAAAGGCUUGAGUUUUACCAAACACACUGAUGUCAUUACUUACAAGAAUAUUGACUACAGAGUCCUCGGCCAAAGGGGGACCUCUUGUAGAGUAUAUUAUUGCUAUUAAGGUCUAUUACUUCACCCUGAACCCACACAAGCUCUUCAUCACUAGUGUCUAACAUUAAAAUUUGGAUGUGGAUCUUUCUCGCCUUCUGUAUUAAUAUGUCAUUGAACUGCUGUCAAUGUAAGUUAUGGCCUCAUUUAACCUGAUAUUUUUUAUAUUAAGUGUAGUACUCUAUUUACUUAAUCUAAAUAAUUAUUUCCACACAGAGACACACUACAGUAUGAUAUUUACUUGUCUUCUAUUCAAAAAAUAUGAAUGUGUUUUUUUGUUUUUUUUAUCUCUCAUUAAAAUGCUUGCCGAGUUACUGUAUUCUUUGUGAGUUGACCAAAGCAUGUUUGAGAACUCCAAUGCUGCCCACACUCCAAAACUUCAGCACGUCUCUGCAUUAAGUAAGCGGAUGGCAGCUACGUCUUCUACAUCAGUCAGUGCUAAUGAAUCCACAGCAAGCGGCCCCAAGUCCACUAGCAAUCAACACUUCAAAAACGCUCUUAACUUGGGGAAAGCCAUGGGAGCAAAGGUCAAUGACCUUCUGAGGAGAAAGGACCAGACCAGCCUGGGAGAUAUCGGAGUCACCGAAGUGAACAAGAACGCGGGAGCCAUGCUGUCCUGCACAGAGAAUACCAGCCAAGGGACCAGUGGCAACAGCCAAAAACUACUUGAGACAUUUCCCAGGCUGGACCCACCACCACCAGGCAAGAAACGCAUGCCCCGUGCAUUGAGGACCACUCAAGACAUGAUGAUCUCCUCUGACCCAGUGGUCAAUACCCCUGAGGUAUCCGACACCUACACUGCAUCCCCUGACAAGACCCCACUAAUUAAGAAUGACAAGCCAAAAGAGGAGGAGGAGGAGGAGGUGGUGGAGGAGACAUCAUUGACAAGCAAACUCAACUUUGAGGAAAAGAAACAGGAAAACUCUAAGGUAUAUAUCUCUGGCGAAGCAGAGGAAAACCUAGAGGACAAGUCCCAGCUUCUCCCCUCAGUUCCUGACCUUAUCCAUAAAGAUACUCUGGACCUCAAGCAGAAGCCUGGAGGCCCUGAGGUAAGGAUGGCCUCCACACCAUGUCGUGGUAAACCAGGUCUACGGUUCAGCAUCAGUGAAGAUGAUCUUCUGAACGGCUCAGAAGACUCUGGUGUGCCCAGGCAAAGGUGCGCCAGUGUUGACAAUGAGGAGCACCAUCCAGACUUGCUGUCAUUUGAGUAAACCACUCACUGGUACAAUAAUCAAUUAUCAAUUGACUUUAAAUGAAUAAUGUGGUGUUUGGAGUAGUUUUGUUCCCGUAAUCUAGCCUUCUCACAAAGUUGUGUCUAAUACUCUAGUAAUGCCAGCUUUUGCAACUAAAUGUCAUUGCUAUUAUCUUUUAUUUUUUACUAAAAUUAUUAAUAAUGUAGUUUGGGCAUAAUUACCAGAGUUUUGGUGAAAUGCACCCUAACAAUUAAUUUUAAAAAAAUGAAUUAGUUAAGAUGAUUUAUGAAUCAGUAUGCUUUUCGAACUGUUUUGAAAACUUAAGUGUGUAUUUGAAAUACUUCCAAUUUUAUGGCAACUUAAAUUGACAGGGCUGCUAGAUGGCUGUUUCCAUUAUUCAUAUGUGAUUAAAAUAUUAAGGUAGUUGAAUUUAGAUAUUACUGAGAAAGUCUAAUACACCAUUUAGAGAAUGCAGUCUGAUGUUCUUUAAUAUCAUUCAAUUGGUAAAUGAUAGAAAAUCGAAGCUGUUGUGUUUAAUUCAUUGAACAUUCACUAUUGAGCUUUGUGGGAAGGCUCGUCAUGAUUCUGGUCUUACAAGUUGGAUCAUUGGAAAUAAUGCCAGUACAACACCAGAAAAGAAACUGAUGGACCAAAUUAUGUUUCCUGUUAACCAAAGUGAGCAAUAUCUAAUUGCUGUCUCAGAGUAAGGUUUUCUGUGUGGUAUAGUUGGGUGCAGACUAGAGUGAGUCCAAUCAAGCGUCAGUGAUGCCAUUUGGUAUGCAGUAUCCUCCCUCAGACUACAUUUCAACAUUAACAACCAGAAAAUCAUCUUCUGCAUGUUUAGUGGCAAUCAGUAAACUGACUGUAGCAAGUCCUGAUGGCUGCUGCUCCUUUCAUUCCAGGAUUCCUCUGGUCUCCACAGAUCAGUCUGCUGCUAUUAGACUUCUCACUACUGUUUUAACCACUGUUUUAUUCUUUAAUAAGGUUCUAAAACUUUUUAAAUUCCACACCCCACUAUCAUUUUGGAUGUGCAAAAUGUACUGUACUCCAUACAGAGCACUAAUUAUUUGUGCACUAUAUUGAUUUUGCAUUAUGUGCAUCAGUAUGUCUAGUUCAAUCGUUUUGUCAAUUACACUGAUCUUGCAGCAGCAAUGUGUGUGUUAACCCCCACAAUGGAUACUGCAUCUUUUAUAGAGAGAGAGAGAGAGAGAGAGAGAGCCUUGAAAAAGUAUUCAGCCCCCAUCCCUUUUUCCACAUUUAAGAGU